UUUGGCCGUGCGGGUGUGGAGUGUUACUGUCAGCAUGACAGUGGUGCGGCUGUCAUCCAGCUUCAGUUCCUGGUCAACGAGGUGAGUCCCACUGGUAAAGUUGGAUGUUCACCCUCUAUCCAACGCUAUGGUCCCACUCCCCAGCAGCACUUCCCAGGGCUCUGUCUCAACAGUCUUUACUUGAUUCCUUGUGUCCUCUCUCUCUGUUCUCACCUCUUUCUCAAAACGCAUUUGAGAAGAAUGUCAGAGGGGAGGAUUCUUCGGUCUUCUCCUCCAGUGCGUUUUGAGAAGGAAUCGAGGAGAAAGCCAGACAUUAUGGAAUCGAGGAAAUACUAUUGAGAAAGUCCCGGAUUGUAUCAUUGCCUUAUCUCUUCAGACUUAGUUGUCCAUCCCUCAGCCCAGUUCCUCUCCGUAUAGGUCCGUAACUUAUCGUCUCACUAGCAUGCACUACAGUCAGACAUUAUGUUAACCAUCUGUUUGAAAUGUGCUUUUAGUGAACACGUUGAUUAAACAGUAAUGUAGGCUUUGUGGAAGCAAGACUCUCUGUAAUGGGUUCUUUAUUGUAUGGACCUGAUUAUCUCUUAAUCAGCCCUGCCUCUGUCUCUGACCUGUCCUGUUAGCAUGUUUACUGCUGUUUCUUAUAGUAUUAGAUAUGUGGCGGUAUUAUAACCUAUUAUAACCCCUGUCAACAGGGGGCGCUGGUGAGUGCCUUAGCUGAUGACAGCGUUCACCUGUGGAACCUGAGGCAGAAGCAGCCAGCUAUCCUGCACACUCUCAAAUUCAACAGGGAGAGGUACGUAGGGAAAAUGUAAACAGUGGUCGUAUUUGAGCUAAAGCUGUAGCUACACUAUAUAUACAGCAGUAUGUGGACACCCGUUCAAAUUAGUGGAUUCUAUUUCAGCCACACCUGUUGCUGACAGGUGUAUAAAAUCGAGCACACAGCCAUGCAAUCUCCAUAGACAAACAUUGGCAGUAGAAUGGCCUUACUGAAGAGCUCAGUGACUUUCAACGUGGCACCGUCAUAGGAUGCCACCUUUCCAACAAGUCAGUUUGUAACAUUUCUGCCCUGCUAGAGAUGCCCAGGUCAACUGUAGGUGCUGUUAUUGUGAAGUGGAAACGUCUAGGAGCAACAACGGCUCAGCCGCGAAGUGGUGGCCACACAAGUUCACAGAACGGGACCGCCGAGUGCUGAAGAGCAUAAAAAUAGUCUGUCCUUGGUUGCAACACUCACUACCGAGUUUCAAACUGCCUCUGGAAGCAACGUCAGCACAAAAACUGUUUGUCGGGAGCUUCAUGAAAUGGGUUUCCAUGGCAGAGCAGCCGCACACAAGCCUAAGAUCACUAUGCGCAAUGACAAGCGUCGGCUGGAGUGGUGUAAAGCUCGCCGCCAUUGGACUCUGGAGCAGUGGAAACGGGUUCUCUGGAGUGACAAAUCAUGCUUCACCAUCUGGCAGUCCGAAGGACGAAUCUGGGUUUGGCAGAUGCAAGGAGAACGCUACCUUCCCGAAUGCAUAGUGCCAACCGUAAAGUUUGGUGGAGGAGGAAUAAUGGUCUGGGGCUGUUUUUCAUGGUUCGGGCUAGGCCCCUUAGUUCCAGUGAAGGGACAUUGUAACGCUACAGCAUACAUUUUACAUUCUAGUCAUUUAGCAGACGCUCUUAUCCAGAGCGACUUACAGUUAGUGAGUGCAUACAUUUUUCAUACUGGCUCCCCGUGGGAAUCGAACCCACAACCCUGGCGUUGCAAGCGCCAUGUUCUACCAACUGAGCUACAUUCUAGACGAUGUGCUUCCAACGUUGUGGCAACAGUUUGGGGAAGGCACUAUCCUGUUUCAGCAUGACAAUGCCCCUGUGCACAAAGCAAGGUCCAUACAGAAAUGGUUUGUCGAGAUCGGUGUGGAAGAACUUGACUGGCAUUCACAGAGCCCUGACAUCAAGCCCAUCGAACACCUUUGGGAUGAAUUGGAACGGCGACUGCGAGCCAGGCCUAAUCGCCCAACAUCAGUGCCCGACCUCACUAAUGUUCUUGUGGCUGAAUGGAAGCAAGUCCCCGCAGCAAUGUUCCAACAUCUAGUGGAAAGCCUUCCCAGAAGAGAGGAGGCUGUUGUAGCAGCAAAGGGGGGACCAACUCCAUGUUAAUGCCCAUGAUUCUGGAAUGAGAUGUUCGACGAGCAGGUGUCCACAUAGGCUAACUUACACCCAGAUAUUAAAUAUUCCCUUUUUAAUAUUUUCUAUUGUCUUGUUUCACACUCUAUAGUUGUGUCUGUGUCCCAAAUGGUACCCACCCUAUUCCCUAUAUAGUGCACUUCGUUUGACCAGGGCCAAUCAAAGUAAGGCUUUAUAUAUUGAAUAGGGUUCCAUUUGGUACUCCAUGUUGCUGCUGGAUAGUAACCAUGUUCUGUCUGCUUGUAAUGUUAUAUCGUUGGUUUUAUUCCAAUGAAAGACUUCUUAAGGGCCAGUGUGUGCGUCCAAAUGGGACCCUAUUCCUUUAAUAGUGGACAACUUUUGAACAGGCCCCAGAGGGCUCUAGUCAAAAGUAGUGCACUGUAUAGGGAAUAGGGUCCCAUUUGGACGCAGUCAGUCGCUUGCUGACAGAUAUGAAUUCAUGCUACUCGCUGCCCUCUCUGUAUGCAAAUGUUAUGCUACAAUGUGCUUUUAUUAUAUACCCUUCUCUUAUGAAUGUGUUAUAAAGCGAUCACCUAUCACAUAAUGUCCCUUGUUUGGAUAGAAAGGAUGACCUAUAACCAAAUAUAUGUUUUAAUGUGUAUAUAAAGCGAUCAAAUUAUGACACUACACUUUAUGUAGUUAUGUUUGUUGAAGUAACUUAGCAAUCAUAUACUGUUUCUCAUUAAACGUUUUACAUUAUUCCCUCUCAUUUUGGCAGGAUCAUGAUAAAAUUUGAUUAAGUUUAUUAUUUUAUUUUUUGUUGAGGUUUAUUGUGGUGUUGAGGUUUAUUGUGAUGUUGAGCUUUAUUGUGUAUUGUGGUGUUGAGGUUUAUUGUGUUGAGCUUUAUUGUCAUGGUGAGGUUUAUUGUCAUAUUGAGGUUUAUUGUCAUGUUGAGGUUUAUUGUCAUGUUGAGGUUUAUUGUCAUGGUGAGGUUUAUUGUCAUGUUGAGGUUUGUCGUAUUGAGGUUUAUUGUCAUGGUGAGGUUAAUUGUCAUGGUGAGGUUUAUUGUCAUGGUGAGGUUUAUUGUCAUGUUGAGGUUUAAAGGUUUAUUGUCAUGUUGAGGUUUAUUGUCAUGGUGAGGUUUAUUGUCAUGGUGAGGUUUGUCAUGGUGAGGUUUAUUGUCAUGGUGAGGUUUAUUGUCAUGUUGAGGUUUUAGGUGUUCAUGUUGGAGGUUUAUUGUCAUGUUGAGGUUUAUUGUCAUGGUGAGGUUUAUUGUCAUGGUGAGGUUUAUUGUCAUGUUGAGGUUUAUUGUCAUGUUGAGGUUUAUUGUCAUGGUGAGGUUUAUUGUCAUGGUGAGGUUUAUUGUCAUGGUGAGGUUUAUUGUCAUGGUGAGGUUUAUUGUCAUGUUGAGGUUUAAAGGUUCAUUGUCAUGUUGAGGUUUAUUGUCAUGGUGAGGUUUAUUGUCAUGGUGAGGUUUAUUGUCAUGGUGAGUAGUGUUUAUUGUCAUGGUGAGGUUUAUUGUCAUGGUGAGGUUUAUUGGUCAUGUUGAGGUUUAUGUCAUGUGAGGUUUAUUGUCAUGGUGAGGUUAUUGUCAUGGUGAGGUUUAUGUCAUGGUGAGGUUUAUUGUCAUGGUGAGGUUUAUUGUCAUGGUGAGGUUUAAAGGUUUAUUGUCAUGUUGAGGUUUAUUGUCAUGGUGAGGUUUAUUGUCAUGGUGAGGUUUAUUGUCAUGGUGAGGUUUAUUGUCAUGGUGAGGUUUAUUGUCAUGGUGAGGUUUAUUGUCAUGGUGAGGUUUAAAGGUUUAUUGUCAUGUUGAGGUUUAUUGUCAUGUUGAGGUUUAUUGUCAUGGUGAGGUUUAUUGUCAUGGUGAGGUUUAUUGUCAUGGUGAGGUUUAUUGUCAUGGUGAGGUUUAUUGUCAUGGUGAGGUUUAUUGUCAUGGUGAGGUUGUGCCUUUGUGCUUAUUUUUAUUCUUGUUUUAUUUGUAAUGUUAAUUUUUCUUCCUGUUUGUGAGAACUCGGGGCACCAUUGGGAAUGAGACCCUGGUCUCAAUUGGGCUACUCGGAAUAAAAAAAAGUCUGAAAUGGAACCCUGUUCCCCAUGUUGUGCACUACUUUUGACUAGAGCCUUAUGGUCCCUGGUCAAAAGUAGUGCACUAUAUACGGAAUAGGGUGUCAUUUGGGAGGCACCUCUUGAUUGAUUAAUCACCCUUUGUGCCAACAGGAUCACGUUUUGUCACCUGCCCUUCCAGAGUAAAUGGCUGUACAUCGGAACAGAGAAAGGAAACAUCCACAUCGUCAACGUUGAGUCUUUCACACUCUCAGGCUACGUCAUUAUGUGGAACAAAGCCAUCGAACUGUGAGUCUGCCUGUCUGCCUUAAUACUACUUGGGUUUCUAUGUUUACAUCCCAAAUAACAUCCUAUUACCGUACCUAUGGGCUCUGGUCAAAAGUAGUGCACUAUACAAGGAAUAUGGUGCCAUUUGGGACGCAUCCUGUGUCCCGUGUGCGUCCUGUGUGGCUCAGUUGGUAGAGCAAGGCGCUUGCAACGCCAGAGUUGUGGGUUCGAUUCCCACGGGGGACAAGUUAUGCCCUUGACAGCUUGGGAAGUUGGAAUGUAAACCGGAAAGAAGAAUUUAAGGAGAUAAUAAUGUUGCAUUGUUCGAUUCACACAGACGGUAGAAGCCAAGAAUGUUAAGAGUGAGGCUGUUCCCUCCAUCUCUCCUUGUUCCCCCUCAGGUCCUCCAAGUCACACCCUGGGCCUGUGGUCCACAUCAGUGAUAACCCCAUGGACGAGGGAAAGGUAGGAACUUCCCAAAGAACCAUCAAUCAAUCAAUUAUUCAUUGAUUCCAGAGCUUCAGAACAUUGCUGAUGAUUUACAACAUGCUUCUAAAAAUCAAAUUCUUAAAAAGGAAAAUAAUCAUGUUGCUUGUUAUUGUGGCAGAUUUUGAUUGGAUUUGAAUGUGGGACUGUGGUGUUGUGGGACCUGAAAUGCAAAAAAGCUGACUACCGCUACAAUCAUGAUGAGGUAAGGCAUCUUUCUAUGGUUGUUGGUUCCUGUGGGGACUGACUGGGGAGAGAGGAAGUUGCAUUUAGACUGAUUAUGUAACACUAUUGGAAAAAGAAUGUGUUAGAGAGCUCCUUUUCUGAAUGUCUUGAGAUCCACAUCACAACUUGUUGUUAUUAUUUCCCGCUGUUUCUUCUUCUCUGUGUAUCUUUAUCCUCCAGGCUAUCCACUCAGUACACACUGUGUUUAUUCUUCUCUGUGUAUCUUUAUCCUCCAGGCUAUCCACCCAGUACACACUGUGUUUCUUCUUCUCUGUGUAUCUUUAUCCUCCAGGCUAUCCACUCAGUACACACUGUGUUUCUCCUUCUUCUCUGUGUAUCUUUAUCCUCCAGGCUAUCCACUCAGUACACACUGUGUUUCUCCUUAUUCUCUGUGUAUCAUUAUCCUCCAGGCUCUCCACUCAGUACACACUGUGUUUCUUCUUCUUCUCUGUGUAUCUUUAUCCUCCAGGCUAUCCACUCAGUACACACUGUGUUUCUCCUUCUUCUCUGUGUAUCUUUAUCCUCCAGGCUAUCCACUCAGUACACACUGUGUUUCUUCAUCUUUCUGUGUAUCUGCUUAACGAUUACAGGUUGACACAGGAGUGAAAAAUCAUACCUGUCCCGUCUUGUCCUGUCAACAUUUUUCCCGUACUGUCCUGAUCCCGCAACAGUUCUAUAACCCCGGAACUUUCCUGUCCCGUCCCAAUAAAAAUCACUCCCCUCCCGUGCAAAUUUUUACGCGCAGAAAUAACUUCCUCUGUUAGCUGCUCGUCUGUCUGUCCCAGCUCUGCAUGUGAGUAACCAUAGCAACUGCUCCGUUUUGGCUGCUGCUCACUACUCACCAGACAGUAGCCUGCCCUGCACACACAGCUGAUAACAACUAAAUUACCAGAUUUUGGCAAUGAAGGCAGCCCUCUUCUACUUAUUCAGAGUCAGAUGAACUCAUGAUAUGGACAUAUGCAUUUGUGUAUGUCUCCGCCUGCAUUUUGAAGGAACUAUUGGGCUUGACCGGUAACGUUGUUGGUAGUAGAGCAGCUAGGCGUGUACUCGGUUCCUUCAUGCCAAACACAACUCUAAUACAUUUUGUUAAAACAUCGCUCUUUCUUUUUAAUGGCUUUAAUGUUAGUGAUGGGUCCUUGGCUGCAACGAGAUGUUGCAAUUCCUCUCUUGAAGGAAUCAUCAUCAUUCACUGACGUACGUUGGCAUCUGAGGUAAAGUAGUGACUGGCUACACUUGGAGCGAGGAGCGAGAGUGAGCCGACAGAAGGGGAAAGGGGAACUGACCAUAGAUUCUUUAAGUAGAUUUUUAUGAAGUAAACUAUAAUGGGCCUACACACAGUAUUUAUUUAUUUUAUGAAAUGCUCCACACAUUACAUAGUCCUGUUCCUGUGUCAACCUUUAGUAUCCUCCCCUCUUUCAGGCCAUCCACUCAGUAGCCUGGCACCAUGAGGGAAAACAGUUCACCUGCAGCCACUCAGAUGGAACUCUGACCACAUGGAAUGUACGGGUCCCCGCCAAGCCUACAAUCACCAUCACACCACACGGUAUGUUCUGAUGCACACACAGACAACACCAGGGGUCUCAAUGGCAUCAGGAAGACAGAUGGAUGGAAACAGCACAACAUACGAAAGCAUGCCCAAAUUAGUCCGAUAAUAGACUAUGGCUACAAUAUGUUAAUGUGUGCUUUUAAUUGCAUGUGUUUAGUACAGUUGUAUUUAUCAUUGUACAGAAAAUUUUGUUUUUUUCUGUGCACAAUUCCCUCCCAGGUAAGCAGCCCAAGGAUGGAAAGAAGCCAGAACCAUGCAAACCUAUCCUCAAAGUGGAGUAUAAAACGACUAGAGCUGGGUGAGUGGUUGGUUGUCCUAAUAUCCAGAAAGGCAUGACCAUGUGAUCUGUCUUGGUUAUUUAUUGAACGUCUUUAUUUCGUACCCAGGGACGCCUUCAUGGUCAUGUCUGGAGGCCUGUCCUAUGACACGGGGUGCAGGAGGUCCUGUCUGACGGUGAUACAUGGGAAGAGUACUGCCAUCCUGGAGAUGGACUAUCCCAUCGUAGACUUCCUCACGCUCUGCGAAACACCUUAUCCUAAUGGUGAGUUACAGUAUAGCACUGUUACUGAAACACCUUAUCCUAAUGGUGAGUUACAGUAUAGCACUGUUACUGAAACACCUUAUCCUAAUGGUGAGUUACAGUAUAGCACUGUUACUGAAACACCUUAUCCUAAUGGUGAGUUACAGUAUAGCACUGUUACUGAAACACCUUAUCCUAAUGGUGAGAUAUACAGUAUAGCACUGUUACUGAAACACCUUAUCCUAAUGGUGAGUUACAGUAUAGCACUGUUACUGAAACACCUUAUCCUAAUGGUGAGUUACAGUAUAGCACUGUUACUGAAACACCUUAUCCUAAUGGUGAGUUACAGUAUAGCACUGUUACUGAAACACCUUAUCCUAAUGGUGAGUUACAGUAUAGCACUGUUACUGAAACACCUUAUCCUAAUGGUGAGUUACAGUAUAGCACUGUUACUGAAACACCAUAUCCUAAUGGUGAGUUACAGUAUAGCACUGUUACUGAAACACCUUAUCCUAAUGGUGAGUUACAGUAUAGCACUGUUACUGAAACACCUUAUCCUAAUGGUGAGUUACAGUAUAGCACUGUUACUGAAACACCUUAUCCUAAUGGUGAGUUACAGAAUAGCACUGUUACUGAAACACCUUAUCCUAAUGGUGAGUUACAGUAUAGCACUGUUACUGAAACACCUUAUCCUAAUGGUGAGUUACAGUAUAGCACUGUUACUGAAACACCUUAUCCUAAUGGUGAGUUACAGAAUAGCACUGUUACUGAAACACCUUAUCCUAAUGGUGAGUUACAGUAUAGCACUGUUACUGAAACACCUUAUCCUAAUGGUGAGUUACAGUAUAGCACUGUUACUGAAACACCUUAUCCUAAUGGUGAGUUACAGAAUAGCACUGCUACUGAAACACCUUAUCCUAAUGGUGAGUUACAGUAUAGCACUGUUACUGAAACACCUUAUCCUAAUGGUGAGUUACAGUAUAGCACUGUUACUGAAACACCUUAUCCUAAUGGUGAGUUACAGUAUAGCACUGUUACUGAAACACCUUAUCCUAAUGGUGAAUUACAGUAUAGCACUGUUACUGAAACACCUUAUCCUAAUGGUGAGUUACAGUAUAGCACUGUUACUGAAACACCUUUAUCCUAAUGGUGAGUUACAGUAUAGCACUGUAACUGAAACACCUUAUCCUAAUGGUGAGUUACAGUAUAGCACUGUUACUGAAACACCUUAUCCUAAUGGUGAAUUACAGUAUAGCACUGUUACUGAAACACCUUAUCCUAAUGGUGAGUUACAGUAUAGCACUGUUACUAAAACACCUUUAUCCUAAUGGUGAGUUACAGUAUAGCACUGUUACUGAAACACCUUAUCCUAAUGGUGAGUUACAGUAUAGCACUGUUACUGAAACACCUUAUCCUAAUGGUGAGUUACAGUAUAGCACUGUCACUGAAACACCUUAUCCUAAUGGUGAGUUACAGUAUAGCACUGUUACUGAAACACCUUAUCCUAAUGGUGAAUUACAGUAUAGCACUGUUACUGAAACACCUUAUCCUAAUGGUGAGUUACAGUAUAGCACUGUUACUAAAACACCUUUAUCCUAAUGGUGAGUUACAGUAUAGCACUGUUACUGAAACACCUUAUCCUAAUGGUGAGUUACAGUAUAGCACUGUGACUGAAACACCUUAUCCUAAUGGUGAGUUACAGUAUAGCACUGUUACUGAAACACCUUAUCCUAAUGGUGAGGUUACAGUAUAGCACUGUUACUGAAACACCUUAUCCUAAUGGUGAGGUUACAGAAUAGCACUGUUACUGAAACACCUUAUCCUAAUGGUGAGUUACAGUAUAGCACUGUUACUGAAACACCUUAUCCUAAUGGUGAGGUUACAGAAUAGCACUGUUACUGAAACACCUUAUCCUAAUGGUGAGUUACAGUAUAGCACUGUUACUGAAACACCUUAUCCUGAUGGUAAGUAACAGUAUUAUAGCACUGUUACUGAAACACCAUAUCCUAACGCCUCGAUCACACCGACAGCGUCAUUGCGUUUUGGUACACCAGAGGUACAUUCAUUUCCAAUGGAACGCUGCGUUUGCCUUGCAGCAUUGCGUUGCAGAGGCAGUUGCAGUGCGUUCUGUGUGGUGCAUACGUUGGAUUUAUCGAACAUAUGCGUCAAACUGUAUGCGUAGACGGCUUGACAGAAAUGGUAGCAGAAGGUGAAUGUUGAACUUUUGUUGCACACAUAUCCAGAUGAUGCUGCGUACCAUGUUGCGCAAUGACGCUGUCGGUGUGAUUGAGGCGUAAUGGUAAAUGACAGUAUAAUAGCACUGUGACUGAAACACCUUAUCCUAAUGGUGAGUUACAGUAUAGCACUGUGACUGAAACACCUUAUCCUAAUGGUGAGUUACAGUAUAGCACUGUGACUGAAACACCAUAUCCUAAUGGUGAGUUACAGUAUAGCACUGUGACUGAAACACCUUAUCCUAAUGGUGAGUUACAGUAUAGCACUGUUACUGAAACACCUUAUCCUAAUGGUGAGUUACAGUAUAGCACUGUGACUGAAACACCUUAUCCUAAUGGUGAGUUACAGUAUAGCACUGUGACUGAAACACCUUAUCCUAAUGGUGAGUUACAGUAUAGCACUGUGACUGAAACACCAUAUCCUAAUGGUGAGUUACAGUAUAGCACUGUGACUGAAACACCUUAUCCUAAUGGUGAGUUACAGUAUAGCACUGUGACUGAAAAACCUUAUCCUAAUGGUGAGUUACAGUAUAGCACUGUGACUGAAACACCUUAUCCUAAUGGUGAGUUACAGUAUAGCACUGUGACUGAAACACCUUAUCAUAAUGGUGAGUUACAGUAUAGCACUGUGACUGAAACACCUUAUCCUAAUGGUGAGUUACAGUAUAGCACUGUGACUGAAACACCAUAUCCUAAUGGUGAGUUACAGUAUAGCACUGUGACUGAAACACCUUAUCCUAAUGGUGAGUUACAGUAUAGCACUGUGACUGAAACACCUUAUCCUAAUGGUGAGUUACAGUAUAGCACUGUGACUGAAACACCAUAUCCUAAUGGUGAGUUACAGUAUAGCACUGUGACUGAAACACCAUAUCCUAAUGGUGAGUUACAGUAUAGCACUGUGACUGAAACACCAUAUCCUAAUGGUGAGUUACAGUAUAGCACUGUGACUGAAAUACCAUAUCCUAAUGGUGAGUUACAGUAUAGCACUGUGACUGAAACACCAUGCUUCCAUAGUGUUCAUCUGUAUCUGUCAAAAUUCAGUUUGAAAUGCAAAUUGGAUAAGGAUACAUUUUGGCAGCUUAUGCUUCCAUGUUUAACACUGUCCUUAGGAAAAAAAAUGUAUCAAGAAAGUUGAAUGUUGUUUUUUUCUGCUUCCUCACAGAUUUCCAGGAGCCUUAUGCUGUAGUUGUCCUCUUGGAAAAGGAUUUAGUUGUCAUCGACCUUGGACAAAUUGGGUGAGUCUUGUAGUUACAAUAUGCUACAGUAUGCUUACUUUCAUGAUUACUAAUGUUGGCACGAUGCAUGGAACGAUGGCCUGCUGUUUGCUAACUUCAGUAGUAGGGCAGAGGGGUUGGAAUAAAAACAGAAGCCAAGUUUCCAUUGGACAUCCGUGUACAUUAGACCAAUAAAGUAAUCUUCUAAAUCUCAUCAAUCUCUUUUUUCCCUUUUGAUUGACAGGUACCCAAUAUUUGAGAACCCGUACCCUCUGUCGAUCCACGAGUCUCCAGUGACGUGCGUGGAGUACUUUGCUGACUGCCCUCCUGAACUCAUACCUGCACUUUACUCUGUGGGCUCCCGGCAAAACAGGCAGGGUUACAGUAAGAAGGUAAUGUGUCCCACUUUUAAAAAACGGUUAUAGCGUAUGGCAGUUCUAUUAUUUUGAAUCGUGUCUAUGUGGUCACAAGGUUAUUGUUGUGUACUAAACCCUUUUUUUUUGUAUUUCCAGGAAUGGCCUAUAAGUGGUGGUAACUGGGGUCAAGGCACACUGAGCUACCCUGAGAUCAUCAUCACUGGGUGAGUACCUACCGAACACCUGAAGGCUGGCACGGAAACCAUAGAGAUCCUAUAAUUCUAUACGGAAUUCUUUAGACGUCUAUGUCCACAACACAUACCUAACAUUAACUGUAUUACCAUUAUGUAUUUACGACGUGUUUACAAACAAAGCUUGUUCCCGGCUUCCUUUUUUGCAAUGAACAGACAUGCUGAUGGAUCAAUCAAGUUUUGGGACGCUUCUGCAAGUGAGUAUGUUGUUUAAUUUGAUUCCUUCGAUUAUAUAGUUGGAUGAAAUAAGAAUACCACAACGGUUCGUCCAUUUUGUGAAUACAUUUUAUUAAUUUGUGUACAGUAUGUAGACCCAAUGAUACCUGUAGAUCAAUGCUCAUAGUUCAUUAUAAUAUACAUUAACAUUAUAUUUUAUUCAUUUAGCAGAUGCUCUUAUCCAGAUCGACUUACAGGAGCAAUUAGGGUUAAGUGCCUUGCUCAAGGGCACAUGGACAGAUUUUUCACCAAGUCGGCUCUGGGAUUCGAACAAGCGACGCGUUACUGGCCCAACACUCUUAACCACUAGACUACCUGCCACCCCAUUGUCCCCCUUCCUCUGUCCUAGUAAUGCUCCAAGUACUGUACAAACUGAAGACUGCCAAGGUGUUUGAGAAGGCUCUAAAGGGCGGUAAGGAGGAGAAGCCGAGCACAGAGAUAGUGGAUGAGGAUCCCUUUGCCAUCCAGACCUUGUCGUGGUGCCCAGAGAGCAGAGUGCUGUGUGUGGCCGGAGUCUCAGCCCACGUCAUCAUCUAUAGGUUCAGCAAACAGGAAAUGACCACAGAGGUGGUGCAGGUAACCAUAGCAACUCAAUAUUAGCAAGGUGUUCCUAAUGUUUUGUACACUGUUUUAUUGUAUACCAGGAUGUGUUGGUGUAUUACAGGGAUGUGUGGGUGUAUACCAAGGAUGUGUGGGUGUAUUACAGGGAUGUGUGGGUGUAUACCAAGGAUGUGUGGGUGUAUUACAGGGAUGUGUGGGUGUAUACCAAGGAUGUGUGGGUGUAUUACAGGGAUGUGUGGGUGUAUACCAGGGAUGUGUGGGUGUAUACCAGGGAUGUGUGGGUGUAUACCAGGGAUGUGUGGGUGUAUACCAGGGAUGUGUGGGUGUAUACCAGGGAUGUGUGGGUGUAUACCAGGGAUGUGUGGGUGUAUACCAGGGAUGUGUGGGUGUAUACCAGGGAUGUGAGGGUGUAUUACAGGGAUGUGUGGGUGUAUUACAGGGAUGUGUGGGUGUAUACCAGGGAUGUGUGGGUGUAUACCAGGGAUGUGUGGGUGUAUACCAGGGAUGUGUGGGUGUAUUACAGGGAUGUGUGGGUGUAUACCAGGGAUGUGUGGGUGUAUACCAGGGAUGUGUGGGUGUAUUACAGGGAUGUGUGGGUGUAUACCAGGGGUGUGUGGGUGUAUUACAGGGAUGUGUUUUUUACCUGACUAAUCAGGAAUUCCUGCUUUUCUGGAAUCACCUGCUAUUGAUAACAAAUUCAACUUUUCCAAUUCCUAAUUUAUUACAUUUAUCUUUGAUAUUUUUCCUGAUUUUCCGUGUUCCCGGCUAUUAAUAUCCCUGUUUUAGUGUUUAUGUUUAUAGAUAAUAUUACUAGAUAUUUGUGCUCUCUCUCUCCUCAGCUGUUGGAGGUGCGUAUGCAGGGUGAGCUGAACGAUGUGGAUUCUCCAGACCCAGCAGGAGACCAUCCUCCCACCCCCUCUACCCCAGUACCCCCCUCCUCCUCCAGCCCCACCCAGGAGGGAGAGCCCCCUGAGGCCCAGCCCUUCACCUCUGAUGACGGGCCCAGAGAUAACGUACCAUGCCUCAAGUAUGGACCACCAGACAGUGCAUGUUCUUUUCCUGCCAGGCGUUGACAUUUUCUAUUGUAGACUUCAAAACUCCAAUAUUCUGUUUUAUUACAAAAAGUGCCAUCCAUGAAGAUAAUAUAAUAAUAUGUAGGCUAUUUGUAUGUAAGAUUAAUGCACAUACAAAUGCAUGCAAAUGCAUUAUAAACAGUGAACAAUAGGUGAUGGUGUAGCGGUGUAUCUAGAUACAGUAAGGACUGUUCACUGCAUGUUGUCUGGUGUGUCGUGUCUCUGCAGGGUCCGGAGCUCCCCUCUGAAGCAGUCUCCUGGGUACCAGGUGGAGCUGGUCAUUCAGCUGGUCUGGGUUAGUGGGGAGCCGCCUCAGCAGAUCACCAGCCUGGCCGUCAACUCCUCAUAUGGACUGUAAGUCUGUCCGUCCGUCCGUCUGUCUGUCAGUAUGAAACACUGGUCAAGGUGUACAUUAGACACAUCACCUACUGUUGAAUUCAUGCAGCGAGCAGAGAUCACAGACAAAUGGAAUAUACUGUAAUAUUAAUUUUUUGGUCCACCAGCCACUGUGGCAGGUAGAUUUAAAAAUCUACCAGCCACUCAGAUGUUUUACCAGCCAAAAUGUUUUUUUUUUGUGACCUGAGUCUUUUAACCAAAAUAUCACAGAUUAGACAAAAAUGUUCACCUGCCCCUUUAAGGUCUUGAGGUUACCCCAGGAGCGCAACUCCAGUCAUGUUUGUGCCUGUGUGAUUGAGUCUGACUAAUAGAGGCGUUGUCUUCUCUUCCCUAGCAGUUGAAACUCAAACAUAGAAAUACAACCUGGCUUGUGAACAAAACAAUGUAAAUAGCCAAGAAACACAAGGACAAAGUCUCACUUCAGUAGACUUUUAUUUCAAGUAAAUUAGACCAACCUUUAUGCCUGUGCCAGUGCUUCUAAGAAAUGAAUAUUUCACUCAGCUCUUCACUUGCACACAGCUAUGGAGCGAGAUACCUGCCAAAAGGUUUAACGUACGUAUCUUAAGGAUAGUAAGAAAAUCCAUACGGAAACUGUUAGGAUCGUAUGAAAAGCCAUGCGUGAAACAUUAAAUGUAAACGUGAAAUUUCAUCUGUGAACAUACAAACACUGUGUUACGAUUACGGACUAACAUUUUAGGCUUGAACUAAUCUUGUGUUGCAAUUCUGACAUACAAUAAUACCUUUCAGAGUUUUGGCAGUUUCAUCUCACCAACAAAAAAUACGUACAAUAAACAGUAUAAAAGACGGAAGUCAUGGAAACCGGAAAGAGGCAUCGUGCAUGUUUUCAAGUUAAAAGUCUCCAUUCUCUGUUACUCCUCAGUUGAGUUUACUUCACAUUUAGGUAGCUAAUGUAAUAGAUUUGUUUACCAGCGCAAGUCUAGAUAGCACCAGCUGUAUUAUGCCUACAACAGUGACGUUUCAGUCCGCUAGGUCAGUGGUUCCUGACCUGGGGUCCGCGCCCCCAUUAGGCAUGAUCUCAGUCGCUUUGAGGUCAAACAUGCAUAACAUUUUCCACUAUAAUUUAAUUGUAAAAUUAAUACAUUUUUAAAUGUUAUUAAAAAUCCUAUGCUUGCAAUGCCAAGGCCAAUCUAAAAAAUAACAAUAAUGGCAGAGAAAUGUAAAAGCGGGAAUUCCACGUCAAUGACCUGCGCUCAAUCAAUUUCAGCUAGCAGCUUGUUUUUCCUGCAGUCAGAGCAAAUAAAAUUUAAUACAAUUUUAUUGGCCACAUGCGCCGAAUACAACAGGUGCAGACAUUACAGUGAAAUGCUUACUUACAGCCCUUAACCAACAGUGCAUUUAUUUUUAAUAAAAAAGUAAAAUAAAACAACAACAAAAAAGUGUUGAGAAAAAAAGAGCAGAAGUAAAAUAAAAUAACAGUAGGGAGGCUAUAUAUACAGGGGGGUACCGGUGCGGGGGCACUGGCUAGUUGAGGUAGUUGAAGUAAUAUGUACAUGUGGGUAGAGUUAAAGUGACUAUGCAUAAAUAAUUAACAGAGUAGCAGCAGCGUAAAAAGAUGGGGUGGGGGGUGGGGUGGGGGGGCAGUGCAAAUAGUCCGGGUAGCCAUGAUUAGCUGUUCAGGAGUCUUAUGGCUUGGGGGUAGAAGCUGUUGAGAAGUCUUUUGGACCUAGACUUGGCACUCCGGUACCGCUUGCCGUGUGGUAGCAGAGAGAACAAUCUAUGACUAGGGUGGCUGGAGUCUUUGACAAUUUUGAGGGCCUUCCUCUGACACCGCCUGGUAUAGAGGUCCUGGAUGGCAGGAAGCUUGGCCCCAGUGAUGUACUGGGCCGUACGCACUACCCUCUGUAGUGCCUUGCGGUCGGAGGCCAAGCAGUUGCCAUACCAGGUGGUAAUGCAACCUGUCAGGAUGCUCUCGAUGGUGCAGCUGUAGAAUUAUUUGAGGAUCUGAGGACCCAUGCCAAAUCUUUUCAGUCUCCUGAGGGGGAAUAGGCUGUGCCCUGUUCACGACUGUCUUGGUGUGUUUGGACCAUGAUAGUUCGUUGGUGAUGUGGACACCAAGGAACUUGAAGCUCUCAACCUGUUCCACAUUUUAUGAAUAAAACAACAUGUCUAAGAAACGUAAAAGUGCUGAUGACUCAUCAUCAAAAAAGAAAGUAAGGCUAUAUCUUGAGAGUUAUCUUAACUUCGGUUUUAUUGAAGGACAGGACAGGACUCGGCCAGAAUGUGUCAUUUGUGGCGAAAAGCUAGCUAGUGAUAGCAUGAAGCCAAGCAAAAUGCAACGACACCAGGAAACAAAACACCAGGAGACUAUUGGUGAAGGUCAGGAUUUUUUUGAGAGGAAGAAGAAGUUGGCACUAUUAAAAAGAUCACACAGACACCAGCUGUGUGAGGAUGAAGCGCAUCAAACACUGCUGUUACACACAGAGGUACGCUGGUUGUCACAUGGACAAGUGCUUUUGCGUUUUAUGGAACUGCAGGAAAAAAUAAAGGAAUUCUUGCAAGAUCACGAUCGACCACUGUGCGAACAGCUGACUGAUGCAUUUUGGAUCAAAACAGCAUACCUAGCGGAUACAUUCACUCUCUACAAUGAGACAAACAAGCAGAUGCAGGGUCCUGAAUCAAACGUCAUGCACUGCAAAGACGCUCUCGACGCUUUUGUGCGGAAAUUGGAGUACAGAGUUGGAAAAAUGUCAAAAGGGGAGCUAGAACAAUUUCCACUGCUGAUGAAACAGUCUGGUGGCAAUGUGCCUGCGUCUUUACGCACUGAGUUUACCAGGCACAUGAACAUGCUUCGGGAGGAAAUUAAAUCCUGUUUUGCCGAUGUUGACGAAUACUUAUUAAAGGAAUCGUGGGUGAUGGACCCUUACAUUUGCAGUCUCGAGGACGUGGAAUACCUCGGCUGUGAAGAUGAGCUUGCUGACCUUCAAGCCAAUUCUGUGUCAAAUAAGUAUUUCCACGAGAACAGAUACAAAACGUUUUUACUGUGGAGCCCUGGACCACCAGCCAACGUGGCUGGUGAAAUAGACAUCUUACCCGCCAAUGCCAAAAUCUAUCUGCAUUUGGCAGGUGGCGGGUGUUAAUUUUAGGCCCUGCUGUAACUGCAUCGAAGGCUUUAUUGGUUGCAUUUAGGGCUAAAAACGUUUUUCACUUUGUGUUGUUUCUAAAACUGCAGGUGACCCGAGUUCAGUAAAAAUGAUAACAUUCUCCUUUCCUCCCACAGUGUGGUGUUUGGCAACAGCAGCGGGCUGGUUGUAGUGGACUACCUUCAGAUGAUCCUCCUCCUGAACAUGGGCACGUCAGAACUGUACAGUCCCUCAGACCCCUACCAGAGACAGCCUCGGUCGCCUCGCAAGACACGACAGCCAUCUGGGGGUGAGGGGUUCCCUGCACGCUUUCCCAUCUUAAUGUUCAGCUGAGUAAGCUAAGGCGUGUAGCUAUGUUCCCAGAAAUUAAAGGGAGUAUGUUCACACAGAAUGUGGUGUCAAAAAGUCUCCAAUAUUAAAAUGUAGCUUCAAAUUUAUUGAAAAACAAAUAAAUAGUAUUGAAGGUAUUGGAAAAACCAUCCCGUGGCUUUAUAUGUAUAUACAGUGGGGGAAAAAAGUAUUUAGUCAGCCACCAAUUGUGCAAGUUCUCCCACUUAAAAAGAUGAGAGAGGCCUGUAAUUUUCAUCAUAGGUACACGUCAACUAUGACAGACAAAUUGAGAAAAAAAUAUCCAGAAAAUCACAUUGUAGGAUUUUUAAUGAAUUUAUUUGCAAAUUAUGGUGGAAAAUAAGUAUUUGGUCACCUACAAACAAGCACGAUUUCUGGCUCUCACAGACCUGUAACUUCUUCUUUAAGAGGCUCCUCUGUACUCCACUCGUUACCUGUAUUAAUGGCACCUGUUUGAAUUUGUUGUCAGUAUAAAAGACACCUGUCCACAACCUCAAACAGUCACACUCCAAACUCCACUAUGGCCAAGACCAAAGAGCUGUCAAAGGACAUCAGAAACAAAAUUGUAGACCUGCACCAGGCUGGGAAGACUGAAUCUGCAAUAGGUAAGCAGCUUGGUUUGAAGAAAUCAACUGUGGGAGCAAUUAUUAGGAAAUGGAAGACAUACAAGACCACUGAUAAUCUCCCUCGAUCUGGGGCUCCACGCAAGAUCUCACCCCGUGGGGUCAAAAUGAUCACUAGAACGGUGAGCAAAAAUCCCAGAACCACACGGGGGGACCUAGUGAAUGACCUGCAGAGAGCUGGGACCAAAGUAACAAAGCCUACCAUCAGUAACACACUACGCCGCCAGGGACUCAAAUCCUGCAGUGCCAGACGUGUCCCCCUGCUUAAGCCAGUACAUGUCCAGGCCCGUCUGAAGUUUGCUAGAGUGCAUUUGGAUGAUCCAGAAGAGGAUUGGGAGAAUGUCAUAUGGUCAGAUGAAACCAAAAUAUAACUUUUUGGUAAAAACUCAACUCGUCGUGUUUGGAGGACAAAGAAUGCUGAGUUGCAUCCAAAGAACACCAUACCUACUGUGAAGCAUGGGGGUGGAAACAUCAUGCUUUGGGGCUGUUUUUCUGCAAAGGGACCAGGACGACUGAUCCGUGUAAAGGAAAGAAUGAAUGGGGCCAUGUAUCGUGAGAUUUUGAGUGAAAACCUCCUUCCAUCAGCAAGGGCAUUGAAGAUGAAACGUGGCUGGGUCUUUCAGCAUGACAAUGAUCCCAAACACACCGCCCGGGCAACGAAGGAGUGGCUUCGUAAGAAGCAUUUCAAGGUCCUGGAGUGGCCUAGCCAGUCUCCAGAUCUCAACCCCAUAGAAAAUCUUUGGAGGGAGUUGAAAGUCAGUGUUGCCCAGCGACAGCCCCAAAACAUCACUUCUCUAGAGGAGAUCUGCAUGGAGGAAUGGGCCAAAAUACCAGCAACAGUGUGUGAAAACCUUGUGAAGACUUACAGAAAACGUUUGACCUGUGUCAUUGCCAACAAAGGGUAUAUAACAAAGUAUUGAGAAACUUUUGUUAUUGACCAAAUACUUAUUUUCCACCAUAAUUUGCAAAUAAAUUCAUAAAAAAUCCUACAAUGUGAUUUUCUGGAUUUUCUUUCCUCAUUUUGUCUGUCAUAGUUGACGUGUACCUAUGAUGAAAAUUACAGGCCUCUCUCAUCUUUUUAAGUGGGAGAACUUGCACAAUUGGUGGCUGACUAAAUACUUUUUUUCCCCACUGUAGGUAUUCACUAUAUACAGGAUACCACCCAAGCCUACCUCACACGCUGGGCAGACCAUUUGGCUUCACACCCCUGAGUACCCCACCCCCUGCAGUAGCAUCUCUCUCUUAACAGGAGGCAUCACUGAUGGACUGUCCAUCUGUUCAGUGACGCUGAAGCCACAGAGAAACAUGCGUAUCAUGACUGGGCUCUGUCUGUGCCGUGAUUGGAGUGGCCUGCUUUUUUGCUUCAGUUGGUCCAAAGUAAUUGUACAUUUUGUAGCACUGUACACAAACACAUUAGAGAGUAGGGCUUCAUGCUUGCUGUUGCUUCUGACUCCUGUGUUAUUUCUGUCACCAUACAUGCUAUCUUUCUCUAUCUUGCCAUACUUCCUCUAAUGAUCUGUCUCUCUGUCUUGCCAUCCUUCCUCUAAUGAUCUCUCUCUGUCUUGCCAUCCUUCCUCUAAUGAUCUGUCUCUCUGUCUUGCCAUCCUUCCUCUAAUGAUCUGUCUCUGUCUUGCCAUACUUCCUCUAAUGAUCUGUCUCUCUGUCUUGCCAUCCUUCCUCUAAUGAUCUCUCUCUGUCUUGCCAUCCUUCCUCUAAUGAUCUGUCUCUCUGUCUUGCCAUCCUUCCUCUAAUGAUCUGUCUCUCUGUCUUGUCAUCCUUCCUCUAAUGAUCUGUCUCUCUGUCUUGCCAUCCUUCCUCUAAUGAUCUGUCUCUGUCUUGCCAUCCUUCCUCUAAUGAUCUGUCUCUGUCUUGCCAUACUGCCUCUAAUGAUCUGUCUCUCUGUCUUGCCAUCCUUCCUCUAAUGAUCUCUCUCUGUCUUGCCAUACUUCCUCUAAUGAUCUGUCUCUGUCUUGCCAUACUUCCUCUAAUGAUCUGUCUCUCUGUCUUGCCAUCCUUCCUCUAAUGAUCUCUCUCUGUCUUGCCAUACUUCCUCUAAUGAUCUGUCUCUCUGUCUUGUCAUCCUUCCUCUAAUGAUCUGUCACUGUCUUGUCAUCCUUCCUCUAAUGAUCUCUCUCUGUCUUGCCAUCCUUCCUCUAAUGAUCUGUCUCUGUCUUGCCAUCCUUCCUCUAAUGAUCUGUCUCUGUCUUGUCAUACUUCCUCUAAUGAUCUGUCUCUGUCUUGCCAUACUUCCUCUAAUGAUCUGUCUCUGUCUAGUCAUCCUCUACCACUCAUGUUUCUCUUUGUGGUCCAUCCUCUCUUCAUUUCAUCCUUGGCUUAGUGAGCCUCCUGGUGUUCGGCAGCACUGGAUUUAAUACUCCUCUUCGGUCAUGCGUUGACUCAAAUGCUAAUAACCUAAGCCUACAAUUUCAAUUCAAUCACAAUUUGAGUCAUCUUGUCGUAAUUUGAUUUACAGAAAAAUUGUAUGAGAAUGAAUGUAUAUUUAAUGAAUUUACUAUUGGAGUGAAUGCAGUUGCUAGCCUCUGAGUCACUUUGCUUUUUUUCUGUUCUUCUGAUUUGCUAUCAUUGUUUUGUCUCACCUAUUUUCUACUGGUGGGCUCUCUCUAUGGCCUUGGAAAGACAUUUCCACUGUGACGUCUUGCAUUUCCCGCCUUUCUAUCUUUUAUACGUCUAUGAAAAAGACCUGUUAUUCUUCUAACUCCCGUAAGUCAUCUCAUGUUUAUCACACUCUUUCUUUUCUUCUCUCUAUCCAUCUCCCUCUUUCACUUCAAUCUGCCUUUUCUGUCAAGGCAGAUUCCUCUCACUCUGUUUGUUUCAAUCACCAUUUGUUUACAGUAUAUGCACUCAAACAACAUAUUUUAGCUGUCACUUUUUUUUUAAGUGUAUGAAUAGAUAGCUUAACUGGACAGAUAAUAUGAUUUUCAAAUGUAUGAUUUUGGAUAGAGAAUCUGAUUUUAUAGUAAAAAAAUAUUGCAAUUAUUCACAGCCUUAGUUUUUGUUAAUCACUUGCCUCAGAGUUUUCUUAACGAUGAAUCUUAGACUCACUUUGAGGCUAGUGUAUGGUGAACAGCAGUCUUUACUGUAGAACAUCCCGUUGGUCUAAGACACGUCUGUUCUCCACAGCUCUCAGUGAUAACAUCACGUUGGUCUAAGACACGUCUGUUCUCCACAGCUCUCAGUGAUAACAUCACGUUGGUCUAAGACACGUCUGUUCUCCACAGCUCUCAGUGAUAACAUCACGUUGGUCUAAGACACGUCUGUUCUCCACAGCUCUCAGUGAUAACAUCACGUUGGUCUAAGACACGUCUGUUCUCCACAGCUCUCAGUGAUAACAUCACGUUGGUCUAAGACAUGUCUGUUCUCCACAGCUCUCAGUGAUAACAUCACGUUGGUCUAAGACACGUCUGUUCUCCACAGCUCUCAGUGAUAACAUCACGUUGGUCUAAGACACGUCUGUUCUCCACAGCUCUCAGUGAUAACAUCACGUUGGUCUAAGACACGUCAGUUCUCCACAGCUCUCAGUGAUAACAUCACGUUGGUCUAAGACAUGUCUGUUCUCCACAGCUCUCAGUGAUAACAUCACGUUGGUCUAAGACACGUCUGUUCUCCACAGCUCCCAGUGAUAACAUCACGUUGGUCUAAGACACGUCUGUUCUCCACAGCUCUCAGUGAUAACAUCACGUUGGUCUAAGACACGUCUGUUCUCCACAGCUCCCAGUGAUAACAUCACGUUGGUCUAAGACACGUCUGUUCUCCACAGCUCUCAGUGAUAACAUCACGUUGGUCUAAGACACGUCUGUUCUCCACAGCUCUCAAUGAUAACAUCACGUUGGUCUAAGACACGUCUGUUCUCCACAGCUCUCAGUGAUAACAUCACGUUGGUGUAAGACAUGUCUGUUCUCCACAGCUCUCAGUGAUAACAUCACGUUGGUGUAAGACACGUCUGUUCUCCACAGCUCCCAGUGAUAACAUCACGUUGGUCUAAGACACGUCUGUUCUCCACAGCUCUGUGAUAACAUCACGUUGGUCUAAGACACGUCUGUUCUCCACAGCUCUGUGAUAACAUCACGUUGGUCUAAGACACGUCUGUUCUCCACAGCUCUCAGUGAUAACAUCACGUUGGUGUAAGACACGUCUGUUCUCCACAGCUCUCAGUGAUAACAUCACGUUGGUCUAAGACAUGUCUGUUCUCCACAGCUCUCAGUGAUAACAUCACGUUGGUCUAAGACAUGUCUGUUCUCCACAGCUCUCAGUGAUAACAUCACGUUGGUCUAAGACACGUCUGUUCUCCACAGCUCUCAGUGAUAACAUCACGUUGGUGUAAGACAUGUCUGUUCUCCACAGCUCUCAGUGAUAACAUCACGUUGGUGUAAGACACGUCUGUUCUCCACAGCUCCCAGUGAUAACAUCACGUUGGUCUAAGACACGUCUGUUCUCCACAGCUCUGUGAUAACAUCACGUUGGUCUAAGACACGUCUGUUCUCCACAGCUCUCAGUGAUAACAUCACGUUGGUCUAAGACAUGUCUGUUCUCCACAGCUCUCAGUGAUAACAUCACGUUGGUCUAAGACACGUCUGUUCUCCACAGCUCUCAGUGAUAACAUCACGUUGGUGUAAGACAUGUCUGUUCUCCACAGCUCUCAGUGAUAACAUCACGUUGGUGUAAGACACGUCUGUUCUCCACAGCUCCCAGUGAUAACAUCACGUUGGUCUAAGACACGUCUGUUCUCCACAGCUCUGUGAUAACAUCACGUUGGUCUAAGACACGUCUGUUCUCCACAGCUCUGUGAUAACAUCACGUUGGUCUAAGACACGUCUGUUCUCCACAGCUCUCAGUGAUAACAUCACGUUGGUGUAAGACACGUCUGUUCUCCACAGCUCUCAGUGAUAACAUCACGUUGGUCUAAGACAUGUCUGUUCUCCACAGCUCUCAGUGAUAACAUCACGUUGGUCUAAGACAUGUCUGUUCUCCACAGCUCUCAGUGAUAACAGCGAUGGAAACAACGCUUCAGAGGAGAAAAGCAACAAGUCACCAACGUCAGGUAACAUUUAAUUCUCCAUUACUGCAUAAUACAAAACGCAAUCUACCCUUUUCUUGAACAAGUAAAAAAUAUACAACAUUCUGUAUAUCCAUUUAGCUGCUUGUCAGUAUCAAGGAGUGUCGAAUAAGUUGAUGUCCCCUGAAGUGUUGUUGUCACCAUAUAGGCGCUACGUCACCCACCAGUUCAGACGAUGAACACAAACAGAAAAGGUUUAUAGAGAUGGGUACUGUAUUACAUUGAUAAAUCAACAAGAUCUACAGAGCUUCAUUCUACCCAAACUUUCUGGCCGUCGGAAAUGCAAUGCAAUUUUACAUUUGCCUUUGUCUUUUUAAAAUACAUUUGCAGUGAAGUCCAAAAGCAGGCGGUUUUCCAAGAUGGUUGCCAAUGACUUUGGUAGUGUAUGAUCCUAGUGUUAUAAACUCUACUGCUUUCUCUCUUACCGACUUCACUGGGCUUCUAACCAAGGCAAUGCCCUAAUCCAACAUGGCCAACCACACUGGGUUUCUAAACAAGGCUGUGCCCUAAUCCAACAUGGUCUCUUACCGACUUCACUGGGCUUCUAACCAAGGUUGUGCCACAAUCCUAAGCAUCAUGUGCUAAUGAAGGUGAUGGAGAAGAAACAUGUACUCAAUCUGUGGGUUGUUUUUGUCAAUCACAAGGUGGCUGAUGGUCUAUAAAAGUGAUCCUCUGCACUUUGUCAAAUGCAUGAUUGAUAGAGGGGUAUCCACUUGUAUCUCUUAGGACCAAAUUUACUAUGCUUUUUUGCACAUGAGUAAAAUCACUGUAGGACCUGUUCUCUCUAGAGGGAAUAUAAUGUGAAAUGUAAAAUAAAGAUCACUAAAAACAUUUGUUUCUAAAUCACUCAAAUCUAAAAGUGGUGCACGUUUUCACUGGUUCAAAUGUAUAGUAACUCUGACCAUUAAUCUCUUAACAAGAUUCGGUUUGACCCAAAAACAAAACAUUAUUACAGGGCUUUGAUACUUGAUUAUUCACUUUAAUGAUUUUCCCUCCCUGUCCUCCCCAGUCAAAUAACCAAUAUUCAAUCUCUUUUUCUUGUCUACCUCUUGCUUAGUUGGACAUUACAGGCGUGUGUGUGUGUACGUGUGUGUACGUGUGUGUGUGCGCGCGCGUGCACGUGCGUGCGUGCGUGCGUGCGUGCGUGCGUGCGAGCGAUCGAGAUGCACUCAAUGACCGGCUGCCUCUGAGUCUCAAUGCUAAUUCUACAUUCUAAUUCUACAGUCUCCUCUCAAACUGUUUGCCAAUGAAUGACAGAUGACACAAGUUGCUGAAAGCGAUCAAAACAAGUAGCAUUUUAAUGGAUCAUUGUAUUUGACAUUCAGUUUGCUUGAUUCCAAAGUAUUAAUUUGUAAAGAGGGUAUGUUUUUAUUUAAUUUAUUUAUUUGUAUUUAUUUUUCUUGCAGCCAAGAUGUCAAGGAAAAUGAGCUCGCCUACAGAGCAAAAGACAGGCCUGGGUAAGCCCUUCUAACUUAGUGUUGUUUACAUUCUCUAGUAGCCCAUUUACCUUUCAGAUGCUGUUCUAUUCCCACUUCCUAAUUACACCAAACUUUCCUUACUGUUUCAAUGUUCAUACAUUUUUGUUUUGUUUGUGAGUGUGAAGCCCUAGACUGGUAGAAGCAGCCUAAUAGCUGCGUUUGCAUUGUGCAACACGAUCAGGCUGGUUCCACCAGGCUAAUAGCUGCGUUUGCAUUGUGCAACACGAUCAGGCUGGUUCCACCAGCCUAAUAGCUGCGUUUGCAUUGUGCAACACGAUCAGGCUGGUUCCACCAGGCUAAUUGGAGCCUGACCUGUAAGGAAGACGUGUCACUGAAUGUGUAAAAUUCAAAUUCUGUUAUCUUGUAAUCUGGUAAACUGAGACACAUGUACUCUCUGUUUGGCCUCGUACUCUCUGUGAGCAGAGGAGAGGGUGCGACGGCAGCGCUCUCUCCCAUAUAAGAGGUGCUUUUGUUGUAUGAAGGAGGGCAAGGCGUCCAGGAGCCUUCUCUACGUUCAUAGGACUCUCUCGGUCCCUGACGUCAGUGAGUGGACCAGUCGUGUAGUCUGCGUCUGAAAUGGCACCCUAUUCCCUAUAUAGUGCUCUACAAUUGACCAGGGCCCGCAUAGGGCUUUGAUCAAAAGUAGUGCACUAUAUAUGGAAUAGGGUGCCAUUGAAUUGGGCUGGAGUGGGAUAACUGGUUAUGGUACUAACCUCCACCACUGCUGCAGGGGCCUCCUGUUCCUUGGUUUUGAACUUUGACCUUUGACACUAACUCUCUCUCUCACUGACUGACAGACUUGUUGGUUCCCUUGUUUAAUAUUGAGGGUGUCCAAUUACUGUUUGCAGUCAGUGUUGAAACUCCUGCUUUUCUUGUGUACUUCUCUGAAAUGGAAUGCAACAAUGAGUUUGACAAGUGCCAUGCUAUUCAAACUGCUAAACAUGUGGUAAAGUAUUGCCCCCUCCUGUCUCCUUAAGUUACAUACUGCAUAAGGAAGGUGUGACUUUUUCUAGACGUUUCACAUUGAGAACACACCUUCUUUGGCCAAAUGCUUUUGCAUAUUUGCAGUUUUGAAAACUAAAUUAACACAAUAUCUCAUGUAAUCUCUCAAUGAUGAAAUGCCAUGUGGUUUCUCUGGAAUGACCUUUAUUUGGUGCUACUGUAGUUCUUAAGAUGGGCGUUUCAUGUGCUGCUCCUUGUGUGCAUUGUGAAGAAAUGUGAUAUUUUUUCUCUAGCUUGGAUGUACCUCUGCAUAACUAACUUGCUCAUGAGACAAUGCAGGACUUCUCCUGAAUUUCAGAGCGUCUACAUGAAAGGUCACAGAUCUAACCUUCCGUUGGGUUAUUAACCACUCCUAUUUUCCUUUCCUAUUCCAACUAUAUCAAAGCAUCCACUUUCAUAUUAUCCCUCACUUCUCCUCUCUCUCUAUUGGUCUUCUCUCUAUAUACCAUCCUCACUAUUCACCAAUCACUAUCCACCAAUCACCAUUCUCCAUCCAUGAUCCACCAUCCUCCAUCCACCAUCCACCAAUCACCAUCCUCCAUCCAUUAUCCUCCAUCCUCCAUCCAGAUGCCAAGGACAGUUUGUUCAGCCGUUCGAGGAGUUCCAGUGUGACCAGUAUAGAGCGGGAGUCCCGCGAAGCUAUCUCCUCCUUCCACUUCAGUGAGAGUUUCCCCAGGAAGACAGACAGCAACCCCAGCCCCAGCCUGUGGGUGGGUACUACCCAGGGCACUGUCCUCGUCCUCUCCCUCAGUCUGCCACCCACAGGGGACCAGAGGCUGCAGCAACCUGUCGGAGUCUCGUCCUGUGGUAAGUGUGAUCGCUGAUAUGAGCUAGGUUUGCGUCCCAAAUUGAACCCUAUUGCCUAUGUAGUGCACUUCUUUUGACCAGGGCCCGUAGGGCAGCCCUGGUAAGCUUAAUGACAAUGAAUGACACAGUGGAGCCCAUUCAACUUUUCAGGUCUCGGACAAGGUUAGCCGGUUCACUGAACCAUCUCUGUGACAUCAGCAGAAGCAUUACCACUGUGGUGGCUUAAUCUGGAUGGAACUGGAAGGAAUAGUUUGCAUCUACACAUACUCCCACAAAUGUUCCAUAUAUUUCUCAGUUUCUUUGCAUGAAAGCAGUGGUUCCCAAUCUGUGGUUCGGUAGCACUAGUCGUCUGCAUGUUUACUGAAGGUUGUCAGCAAAUUAUAUAUUAUUAACAACAAUAUGAAAAUAGAUUUUUGAGAGAGAGAGCGAGAGGUCUAACUUGUCUCCAGCUGCUCUGAUUAUAAAUGUGUUUAUAAUGAAGCAAGAUGUCUAACCUGUCUCUUUCUAUGUCCUCCAGGUACUCUGGUCAGACUAAAAGGAGGUAUCCUGACUAUGGCCUUCCUGGACUCCCUUGGGGCGGUCCUUCCUCCUUCCUACGAGCCGUGGUCCGAGCCCAACGCUCCAGACGAGGAGAAGGAGGCGAGGAGCCGCCGGCCGGCCUCCCCACCCCCCACCCAGGAGGGUCAGGACAGCCAGUACGCUGUGGUGUGCUCAGAGAAACAGGCCAAGGUGGUGGGCCUGCCUUCCCAAUCCUGCUUCUUCAAGCACAACAUCACAGAGAGCUCCUUCGUGCUGAGAGCUGACGUGGUGCAGAUGGCUGCUGGACUCUGCCUCGCCUGCUUCUGUGCUAAUGGACACGUCAUGACUCUGAGGUACUCUUAAAGGCCCAGCCUGUGGUACUGUAGUUACUCUGAGGUACUCUUAAAGGCCCAGCCUGUGGUACUGUAGUUACUCUGAGGUACUCUGAAAGGCCCAGCCUGUGGUACUGUAGUUACUCUGAGGUACUCUGAAAGGCCCAGUCUGUGGUACUGUAGUUACUCUGAGGUACUCUGAAAGGCCCAGCCUGUGGUACUGUAGUUUACUCGUGAGGUACUCGAAAGGCCCAGCCUGUGGUACUGUAGUUACUCUGAGGUACUCUGAAAGGCCCAGCCUGUGGUACUGUAGUUACUCUGAGGUACUCUGAAAGGCCCAGCCUGUGGUACUGUAGUUACUCUGAGGUACUCUGAAAGGCCCAGCCUGUGGUACUGUAGUUACUCUGAGGUACUCUGAAAGGCCCAGCCUGUUGGUACUGUAGUUACUCUGAGGUACUCUGAAAGGCCCAUCUGUGGUACUGUAGUUACUCUGAGGUACUCUGAAAGGCCCAGUCUGUGUACUGUAGUUACUCUGAGGUACUCUGAAAGGCCCAGCCUGUGGUACUGUAGUUACUCUGAGGUACUCUGAAAGCCCAGCUGUGGUACUGUAGUUACUCUGAGGUACCUGAAAGGCCCAGCCUGUGUGGUACUGUAGUUACUCUGAGGUACUCUUAAAGGCCCAGCCUUGUACUGUUAUGUAAGUUACUCUGAGGUACUCUCUAAAGGCCCAGCCUGUUGGUACUGUAGUUACUCUGAUGUACUCUGAAAGGCCCAGUCUGUGGUACUGUAGUUACUCUGAGGUACUCUUAGUGUUACACACAGACCUCUCUGGUAUACUACACAGUGCUUACUUCAUUCAUACUGUUCGUAUGUCUCUCUCUCUCUCUGUCUCUCUCUCUGUCUCUCUCUCUGUCUCUCUUCCUUCUCUCUCUCCUCUCUCUCUCUCUCUCUCUCUCUCCCUCUUCUCUCUCUCUCUCCCUUCUCUCUCUCUCUCUCUCUCUCUCUCUCUCUCUCUCUCUCUACCUCUCUCCUCUAUCUCUCUCUCCUCUCUUCUCUCUCUCUCUCUCUCUCUUCUUCUCUCUGUCUCUCUGUCUCUCUGUCUCUCUCUCUCUCUCUCUCUUCCUCUCUCUCUUGUCUCUUCUCUCUGUCUCUCUCUCUCUCUCUCUCUCUGUCUCCCUCUCCCUCUCUCUCUUUCUUUCUUUCUUUCUUUCACGCUCCUCCCCCCCCCCCAGUCUACCCAGUCUCAGACCACUCCUGGAUGUGAACUACCUUCCCCUGACAGACAUGAGGAUAGCCCGGACCUUCUGCUUCUCCAACCUGGGCCAGGCUCUGUACCUCACCUCCCCCACUGAGAUACAGAGGAUCACAUACAGCCAGGAGACCUGCGACAAUCUACAGGUGUGUGUGUGUGCGCGUGUCUCUGUGCUGUGUGUGUGUGUUAGGGCUAUAAUGCUUUGCUUUUUUACUUUACCUUCUGUAAUGGUAUUUCAACGUUUGGUUUGUUAAAUGUGAUACGCCACUCCGCCACGUGUAACAUCUAUUUUUUAUAGUUUACUCUGUUUUGCUACUUGAGUCAUCUUCCUCCAUCCUCCUACUACACACACCAAGCCCUGCCCCCUGUCACUCAAGGAGAGCGGUUGUUGCUCGACCACGGAGUCACGACCACUUGCUGUUCACUCUGUCUGCAUGGUCAGAAGCAACAAGAUGUUGGUGACAACGAUGCUGCUUUCCACUUUGCUUCUUAAUAUAAAUCCACAUGUGUUCUAUAGUUACAAUAUUAGUUUGUGUAUCUUACUGUCAGCAAACAGCUACUGUGUCUUAGCAAGUUGUGGCUAAAAUAAAACGUGUUAAUGCUAAUUGCUCGCUAGCUAGCUAAAUGUGCUCAGAGUCAGAGCAAACAUACAGUGGCUUGCGAAAGUAUUCACCCCCCUUGGCAUUUUUCCUAUUUUGUUGCCUUACAACCUGGAAUUAAAAUUGAUUUUUGGGGGGUUUGUAUCAUUUGAUUUACACACAUGCCUACCACUUUGAAGAUAAAAAAUAUUUAUUUGUGUGAAAAAAGACAAAGAAACAGAAAACUUGAGUGUGCAUAGCUAUUCACCCCCCCAAAGUCAAUACUUUGUAGAGCCACCUUUUGCAGCAAUUACAGCUGCAAGUUUUUGCCCAUUCUUCAAGGCAAAACUGCUCCAGCUCCUUCAAGUUGGAUGGGUUCCGCUAGGUGUACAGCAAUCUUUAAGUCAUACCACAGAUUCUCAAUUGGAUUGAGAUCUGGGCUUUGACUAGGCCAUUCCAAGACAUUUAAAUGUUUCCCCUUAAACCACUCAAGUGUUUUUUUUUUUUUUUAAGGGGGUAGAUCAGCUUUAAUAUUGCAGAUAGAUUGUAACUUCCAUCAAUGUAAUUGUCUGCAUCACUUCCAAUCCCCCAUAUGUUUUUUUUCUCUCGCAUAUAUAUAUAUAUAUAUAUAUACACUGCUCAAAAAAUUAAGGGAACACUAAAAUAACACAUCCUAGAUCUGAAUGAAUGAAAUAAUCUUAUUAAAUACUUUUUUCUUUACAUAGUUGAAUGUGCUGACAACAAAAUCACACAAAAAUUAUCAAUGGAAAUCAAAUGUAUCAACCCAUGGAGGUCUGGAUUUGGAGUCACCCUCAAAAUGAAAGUGGAAAACCACACUACAGGCUGAUCCAACUUUGAUGUAAUGACCUAACUCCUGGACAGUCUGUGGUGCAACGUGGCGUUGGUGGAUGGAGCGAGACAUGAUGUCCCAGAUGUGCUCAAUUGGAUUCAGGUCUGGGGAACGGGCGGGCCAGUCCAUAGCAUCAAUGCCUUCCUCUUGCAGGAACUGCUGACACACUCCAGCCACAUGAGGUCUAGCAUUGUCUUGCAUUAGGAGGAACCCAGGGCCAACCGCACCAGCAUAUGGUCUCACAAGGGGUCUGAGGAUCUCAUCUCGGUACCUAAUGGCAGUCAGGCUACCUCUGGCGAGCACAUGGAGGGCUGUGCGGCCCCCCCAAAGAAAUGCCACCCCACACCAUGACUGACCCACCACCAAACCGGUCAUGCUGGAGGAUGUUGCAGGCAGCAGAACGUUCUCCACGGCGUCUCCAGACUCUGUCACGUCUGUCACAUGUGCUCAGUGUGAACCUGCUUUCAUCUGUGAAGAGCACAGGGCGCCAGUGGCGAAUUUGCCAAUCUUGGUGUUCUCUGGCAAAUGCCAAACGUCCUGCAUGGUGUUGGGCUGUAAGCACAACCCCCACCUGUGGACGUCGGGCUCUCAUACCACCCUCAUGGAGUCUGUUUCUGACCGUUUGAGCAGACACAUGCACAUUUGUGGCCUGCUGGAGGUCAUUUUGCAGGGCUCUGGCAGUGCUCCUCCUGCUCCUUCUUGCACAAAGGCGGAGGUAGCAGUCCUGCUGCUGGGUUGUUGCCCUCCUACGGCCUCCUCCACGUCUCCUGAUGUACUGGCCUGUCUCCUGGUAGCGCCUCCAUGCUCUGGACACUACGCUGACAGACACAGUAAACCUUCUUGCCACAGCUCGCAUUGAUGUGCCAUCCUGGAUGAGCUGCACUACCUGAGCCACUUGUGUGGGUUGUAGACUCCGUCUCAUGCUACCACUAGAGUGAAAGCACCGCCAGCAUUCAAAAGUGACCAAAACAUCAGCCAGGAAGCAUAGGAACUGAGAAGUGCUCUGUGGUCACCACCUGCAAAACCAAUCCUUUAUUGGGGGUGUCUUGCUAAUUGCCUAUAAUUUCCAACUGUUGUCUAUUCCAUUUGCACAACAGCAUGUGAAAUGUAUUGUCAAUCAGUGUUGCUUCCUAAGUGGACAGUUUGAUUUCACAGAAGUGUGAUUGACUUGGAGUUACAUUGUGUUGUUUAAGUGUUCCCUUAAUUUUUUUGAGCAGUGUAAUAUAUAUAUAUAUACAGUGGGGAGAACAAGUAUUUGAUACACUGCCGAUCUUGCAGGUUUUCCUACUUACAAAGCAUGUAGAGGUCUGUAAUUUUUAUCAUAGGUACACUUCAACUAUGAGAGACGGAAUCUAAAACAAAAAUCCAGAAAAUCACAUUGUAUGAUUUUUAAGUAAUUAAUUUGCAUUUUAUUGCAUGACAUAAGUAUUUGAUCACCUACCAACCAGUAAGAAUUCCGGCUCUCACAGACCUGUUAGUUUUUCUUUAAGAAGCCCUCCUGUUCUCCACUCAUUACCUGUAUUAACUCGUUACCUGUAUAAAAGACACCUGUCCACACACUCAAUCAAACAGACUCCAACCUCUCCACAAUGGCCAAGAACAGAGAGUUGUGUAAGGACAUCAGGGAUAAAAUUGUAGACCUGCACAAGGCUGGGAUGGGCUACAGGACAAUAGGCAAGCAGCUUGGUGAGAAGGCAACAACUGUUGGCACAAUUAUUAGAAAAUGGAAGAAGUUCAAGAUGACGGUCAAUCACCCUCGGUCUGGGGCUCCAUGCAAGAUCUCACCUCGUGGGGCAUCAAUGAUCAUGAGGAAGGUGAGGGAUCAGCCCAGAACUACACGGCAGGACCUGGUCAAUGACCUGAAGAGAGCUGGGACCACAGUCUCAAAGAAAACCAUUAGUAACACACUACGCCGUCAUGGAUUAAAAUCCUGCAGCGCACACAAGGUCCCCCUGCUCAAACCAGCGCAUGUCCAGGCCCGUCUGAAGUUUGCCAAUGACCAUCUGGAUGAUCCAGAGGAGGAAUGGGAGAAGGUCAUGUGGUCUGAUGAGACAAAAAUAGAGCUUUUUGGUCUAAACUCCACUCGCUGUGUUUGGAGGAAGAAGAAGGAUGAGUACAACCCCAAGAACACCAUCCCAACCGUGAAGCAUGGAGGUGGAAACAUCAUUCUUUGGGGAUGCUUUUCUGCAAAGGGGACAGGACGACUGCACCGUAUUGAGGGGAGGAUGGAUGGGGCCAUGUAUCGCGAAAUCUUGGCCAACAACCUCCUUCCCUCAGUAAGAGCAUUGAAGAUGGGUCGUGGCUGGGUCUUCCAGCAUGACAACGACCCGAAACACACAGCCAGGGCAACUAAGGAGUGCCUCCGUAAGAAGCAUCUCAAGGUCCUGGAGUGGCCUAGCCAGUCUCCAGACCUGAACCCAAUAGAAAUUAUUUGGAGGGAGCUGAAAGUCUGUAUUGCCCAGCAACAGCCCCGAAACCUGAAGGAUCUGGAGAAGGUCUGUAGGGAGGAGUGGGCCAAAAUCCCUGCUGCAGUGUGUGCAAACCUGGUCAAGCCCUACAGGAAACGUAUGAUCUCUGUAAUUGCAAACAAAGGUUUCUGUACCAAAUAUUAAGUUCUGCUUUUCUGAUGUAUCAAAUACUUAUGUCAUGCAAUAAAAUGCAAAUUAAUUACUUAAAAAUCAUACAAUGUGAUUUUCUGGAUUUUUGUUUUAGAUUCUGUCUCUCACAGUUGAAGUGUACCUAUGAUAAAAAAUUACAGACCUCUACAUGCUUUGUAAGUAGGAAAACCUGCAAAAUCGGCAGUGUAUCAAAUACUUGUUCUCCCCACUGUAUAUAAACACAUAGACAUACACAUAUACACAUCCUUUAAAAAAUAUAUAUUUCCCUUUAUUACUUUCCUGACCUUCUAUGCAGAUUUGCAAAGAAAAAGCCAUAUCUCAGACUGGCCAAUAAAAAUAAAAGAUUAAGAUGGGCAAUCUGAGAUAUGUUUUUUUCUUUGCAACUCUGCCUAGAAAGUCAGCAUCCCGGAGUCGCCUCUUCACUGUUGACGUUGAGACUGGUGUUUUGCGGGUACUAUUUAAUGAAGCUGCCAGUUGAGGACCGGUGAGGCGCCUGUUUCUCAAACUAGACACUAAUGUAUUUGUCCUCUUGCUCAGUUGUGCACCGAGGCCUCCCACUCCUCUUUCUAUUCUGGUUAGAGCCAGUUUGCGCUGUUCUGUGAAGGGAGUAGUACACAGCGUUGUACGAGAUUUUCAGUUUCUUGGCAAUUUCUCGUAUGGAAUAGCCUUCAUUUCUCAGAACAAGAAUAGACUGACGAGUUUCAGAAGAAAGUUAUUUGUUUCUGGCCAUUUUGAGCCUGUAAUCGAACCCACAAUUGCUGAUGCUCCAGAUACUCAACUAGUCUCAAGAAGGCCAGUUUUAUUGCUUCUUUAAUCAGCACAACAGUUUUCAGCUGUGCUAACAUAAUUGCAAAAGGGUUUUCUAAUGAUCAAUUAGCCUUUUAAAAUGAUAAACUUGGAUUAGCAAACACAACGUGCCAUUUGAACACAGGACUGAUGGUUGCUGAUAAUGGGCCACUGUACGCCUAUGUAGAUAUUCAGUUUCCAGCUACAAUAGCCAUUUACAACAUUAACAAUGUCUACACUGUAUUUCUGAUCAAUUUGAUGUUAUUUUAAUGGACCAAAAAUUUGCUUUUCUUUCGAAAACAAGGACAUUUCUAAGUGACCCAAAACUUUUGAACGGUAGUGUUGGUGGAUGCACGUGGCAUUUCGCCCACUUUUUACUUGCGUAUCUGCCCUCUCAUUGGCUAGAAUGGUCCCAGCUGAUCUCGCCUGCUCCCGCCUGCCUUCCAUCUUUGAGGACAUGUAUUUCCAUUGUUAAUGCGGUCACUCGACUAUCUUGUCAAGAUAGUAUAUCAUCUUUGCAUGAAGUAGAGAAAACGUGUAAUUAGGGUCCCCUGGGAAACACUGACCAACACUUUGGUUAAUACACGGUCACAAUAAUUCCUCCCUGGCUUUUUCAUCCGUUGUCAUGUCAAACAACUAUUUAUUCAAAGUGCUGCCCACUAUAUUUCAAUAAUCAUUCUAUUUCCAUGAUUCCAACAGUUUACCCAAGUGUUUUGAUCUAAAUCUCAAGUCCAAUCGCAAUAUUUGGUCAAAAGAAAUCGCAAUUGAGCCUAGAUGUUUUGGCCAUAUCAUGCAGCCCUAUGUAGCACAGUGUGGAAAUGAUAACAAAUGAGUGCAGGAAAUGCAUAAAUUGAUGAAAAUGCAGAAAAUUAUUUUGAAGUUGAAUUGAACAGUAUAAAACAAUCAGAAUGGAGAAAGCCCUGUUGAAAUCACUUUGAAUGUAUGUGUUGCCACCCUAGGACCACGCACUACUCAUUAAUCUUAUUUAGAACUUGUAUUAUUAAAAAACAUAAAAUACAGUCAAGUACAGUAAUGCCUUACUAUAAAAUAUUUGAAAAAUAUUGUGAUAUGAUAUCUUGGCCAUAUCGCCCAGCCCGUGUGUGUGUGUGUGUGUGAGAGAGAGAGCGAUAUCACGUUUUGUGUUUGUGGGUAUGAUAAAUACUGAAGUUAUUUUUGACAUAUACUGCUAAAUCUGAAACUUUAGGAGAUGAUGGGAGAGCUGUUUACACCGUUAGAGACACCUGAGGCCCCUAAUAGAGGUUUCUUCAAGGGCCUGUUUGGGGGAGGAGCUCAGUCGCUGGAUAGAGAAGAUUUGUGUGAGUAUCAUUCCCACAAUACACCUCUCCUUCAGUAGCUAUAGAACUGUGACAUUCUAGAGCGUUUUGAGGACAUAUCUGAUUUAGUUGGACAUAGAUAAUGCCGUACAAGAUGUUUGGCAUAUGAUUACUAAUGACACAGUGUUAUUGGACACAGAGAUAAUGCCGUACAAGAUGUUUGGCAUAUGAUUACUAAUGAUACAGUGUUAUUGGACACAGAGAUAAUGCCGUACAAGAUGUUUGGCAUAUGAUUACUAAUGACACAGUGUUAUUGGACACAGAGAUAAUGCCGUACAAGAUGUUUGGCAUAUGAUUACUAAUGACAGUGUUAUUGGACACAGAGAUAAUGCCGUACAAGAUGUUUGGCAUAUGAUUACUAAUGACACAGUGUUAUUGGACACAGAGAUAAUGCCGUACAAUAUGUUUGGCAUAUGAUUACUAAUGACAGUGUUAUUGGACACAGAGAUAAUGCCGUACAAGAUGUUUGGCAUACGAUUACUAAUGACACAGUGUUAUUGGACACAGAGAUAAUGCCGUACAAGAUGUUUGGCAUAUGAUUACUAAUGACACAGUGUUAUUGGACACAGAGAUAAUGCCGUACAAGAUGUUUGGCAUAUGGUUACUAAUGACAGUGUUAUUGGACACAGAGAUAAUGCCGUACAAGAUGUUUGGCAUAUGAUUACUAAUGACAGUGUUAUUGGACACAGAGAUAAUGCCGUACAAGAUGUUUGGCAUAUGAUUACUAAUGACAGUGUUAUUGGACACAGAGAUAAUGCCGUACAAGAUGUUUGGCAUAUGAUUACUAAUGACACAGUGUUAUUGGACACAGAGAUAAUGCUGUACAAGAUGUUUGGCAUAUGAUUACUAAUGACACAGUGUUAUUGGACACAGAGAUAAUGGCGUACUAGAUUUUUGGCAUAUGAUUACUAAUGACAGUGUUAUUGGACACAGAGAUAAUGCCUUACAAGAUGUUUGGCAUAUGAUUACUAAUUACACAGUGUUAUUGGACACAGAGAUAAUGCCGUACAAGAUGUUUGGCAUAUGAUUACUAAUGACAGUGUUAUUGGACACAGAGAUAAUGCCGUACAAGAUGUUUGGCAUAUGAUUACUAAUGACAGUGUUAUUGGACACAGAGAUAAUGCCGUACAAGAUGUUUGGCAUAUGAUUACUAAUGACAGUGUUAUUGGCAUUGCAGUUAUAAAGCCUGUUUUUUUGGCUCUGUCCUCUACAGUUGGUGAGACUGCGGCGGGUAAGGGAUCUCGUAGCCUGGCGCAGCACAUCCCUGGGCCCCAGGGCAUGGAGGGCAUGAAGGGGGCAGCCUCGGGGGUGGUGGGGGACCUGGCCCGCGCCCGGAUAGCCCUGGACGAGAGGGGGCAGAAACUGGGCGAGCUGGAGGACAGAACCGCAGCCAUGAUGGCCAGCGCUGACUCCUUCUCUAAACACGCUCAUGAUGUAAGGCUGAUGAUCCACAAGGUCAUCUGUGAGGAGCAAACCUGUGUUCAACUAGUAUUAGUUUUCUUUCAAAUACUUGAAUUGUUUGAUUGAGCCUGCCUAGUGCACGAUGGACAGGGUUUGCACUUUUGGGCUCAAUCAAGCACGGCUCAAGUAUUUGAAAGAAAAUGAUUACUACCUGAACCCAGGUUUGAUGAGAAGCCUGCCUUCUGUGACAGUGUUGUCUAUGAGUCCCGUCCUGUCUCACAACCUCUUCUCUCACUUCCUUCUGUUUCUCAGAUGAUGCUGAAGUACAAAGAUAAGAAGUGGUACCAGCUCUGAUGGCAGCGAGGGGUUGUCUUGUCUACAGGAGAUGCAGCUCCUCCUCCUCUUCUCCUUCAUCUCUCUGCAGGAGGAAGAAGUGUUAUGUAACAGACUGAGGCUUUCUUCCUAGCAGCACAAGACAACACUGCAUUACCUCAGUCUGCUGGUUACCACUGAGGAGGAGUAGACAGACUGACAAAGACAGACGCACUGACACAGACAGAAUCACUGACACAGACAGACAGAGACAGACAGACACAGACAGACACAGACAGACAGACAGACAGAUGGAGACAGACAGACAGAUGGAGACAGACAGACAGAUGGAGACAGACAGACAGAUGGAGACAGACAGACAGAUGGAGACAGACAGACAGAUGGAGACAGACAGACAGACAGACAGACAGACAGACAGACAGACAGACAGA
This is a messenger RNA of Coregonus sp. 'balchen', 36379 nucleotides long. The record is from the annotation of a GenBank genome assembly. NCBI's taxonomy places the organism in Eukaryota, Metazoa, Chordata, Actinopteri, Salmoniformes, Salmonidae.